AUGGAGGGGGAGCAGGAACUUGGUAUGCUGGAAGUUGAGAGCAGCGACCGAGCCCAGGAGCUGCUCAGUGUUUUUUCAAAAGUGCGGGACCGGCUGCACCACGAGGGUGGCAUCACCGCCCUUCCCCUUGACUUCCCCAUUCGAGAGCUCAACCACGACAGCUACAUGGGCAUCACCUACACACUGCACGGGAACUGGAAGGAGGUGGGUCGAAGAAGGGUCGCCCAUGAGAACGUAGUGGAGUCGAUAGGGAUCAGGCUGCGGUACCAGAACUCGCGCAAGUGCUACGACCUGAACACGCUGCUGGCGACGCUGCUUCACGAGUUCGCGCACGCCAUCACCCGCGGCGAGAUGCUGAACGGCCACACCGAGGAAGGACGGCGGUGCCGAGGCUGGCAUGACAUCGCCCACACGGACGAAUUCUACGCCAACUUCGCACUCAUCUUGGAGAAGGCGGAGGCUCUCGACAUCUUCACUCUGCCGGGCGACGCGCGAUCCAAGUUCACUAAGAAGAACCUGAUCAAGUAUGACAAAAUCGACUCACAGGUCGCCGACCUCAACGGUGAGGCGGAGGGAGAGGAGGAAGACGCGUCUCUGCCGCGAUUCCUGCAAUCGGAGGUAAAAAGUGGUGGACGGCAGGAGGAGGCGGACGACGUGAGGCCGGCCCGACCACAGGCCGAAGAACCGCUGCGCCUCACGCUCUCCCGCAACGGCCAACGCAAGAUGGUAGUGCUGAGCCCUCGCAACAUGGACGCACUGGCCAAGCUCGUCAAACAGAAGUUCAGGGUGAAGGCGCACAAGGUGACCGACACCAAGGGUAGGCCCAUCGUCGACGCUGACCUGCUCCAACUCGCCCAGGACGCAACACUCAACAUUGCGUGA
This is a messenger RNA of Acanthamoeba castellanii str. Neff, 882 nucleotides long. RefSeq lists its product as uncharacterized. The record is from RefSeq and is a predicted model, not a curated record. NCBI's taxonomy places the organism in Eukaryota, Discosea, Longamoebia, Acanthamoebidae. Bases 1 to 882 code for a protein of 293 amino acids. The transcript has 7 exons.